Camelus dromedarius (Arabian camel) is the source of this 1765-nucleotide messenger RNA. It is a transcript of the gene TRNP1, whose product is annotated as TMF1 regulated nuclear protein 1. Gene Ontology annotation, cellular component: nucleus. The record is from RefSeq and is a predicted model, not a curated record. The transcript is spliced from 2 exons. Gene Ontology annotation, molecular function: DNA binding. The coding region runs from base 145 to 846 and encodes 233 amino acids. Lineage: Eukaryota; Metazoa; Chordata; Mammalia; Artiodactyla; Camelidae. Gene Ontology annotation, biological process: regulation of cell population proliferation.
GGGCGCGGCGGUGGCGUGGGGUCUGCGGCCGCAUCUUUCUCUGGCCACAUCUCUCUCCGGUCCGCAGCGUCUAUCCACCCACAGCGUGGGGGACAGCCAGCCAGACCCGCGGACCGACCGCUGCAGACCGCCAGGGGGCGGGGGAUGCCGGGCUGCCGGAUCAGCGCCUGCGGCCCGGGGGCCCAGGAAGGGACGGCGGAACCGGGUUCCCCGCCGCCGCCUCCCCGGGAGCCCCUGUCGUCCCCUCAGCCCCCGCCCCCAACCCCGACAUUGGCCUCGACCCCAGCUCAGGCCUCACCGCUGCCCGAAGCAGCCCUGGGGUCGGCAAGCUCGGCCAAGGGGCAGGAGCUGCAGCGCUGGCACCAGGGCGCUAGUGGGGCCGCGGGGAGCACUGGGCUAGCAGGGGGCGCGGGCGGCGGCCCGGGCGCGGCGGCUGCGGCGGCGGGGCCGGGGGGCCGCGCGCUAGAGCUGGCCGAAGCGCGGCGGCGACUGCUGGAGGUGGAGGGCCGCCGUCGCCUGGUAUCAGAGCUGGAGAGCCGAGUGCUGCAGCUGCACCGGGUCUUUCUGGCGGCCGAGCUGCGCCUGGCGCACCGUGCAGAGAGCUUGGGCCGCCUGGGGGGCGGCGUGGCGCAGGCCGAGCUCUAUCUGGCGGCGCACGGGUCGCGCCUUAAGAAGGGCUCACGCCGCGGCCGCCGCACCCGCCCGCCCGCGCUGCUCGCCUCCGCGCUAGGUCUGGGCGGCUGCGUGCCCUGGGGCGCUGGGCGCCUGCGACGGGGCCACGGUCCCGAGCCCGACUCACCCUUCCGCCGGAGUCCGCCCCGCGGCCCCGCCUCCUCUCAGCGCUGACCUUCGCGCCGGGACCCCUGGCCACCCCGACCAGCAAUCGCCGAGGUGCCGACCGAUAGAUUGGGGACGCCAGCUGAAUGGACGGUGUCACCGACGAGGAUGGACCGACUGGCCGACCACAGGAAGAGACAGUCAGGGGGCCGGGGGACCAGUAGAAGGCUGAACUGAGCUCCUCCCAGCUCCUUAGAGCCUCGUCUCUGGAUCUGGACUCCUGGAUUCUGUUCCUUCCCUGGGCACCUCCUUCAGGAAGACUUCUCGAAUCGACCUUACACAAGCACGGCGCCCUCUUCACUUCACAGGAGCCCUUCACUUUAUAGUGGCAAGGGGCUGGAUUCUGGGGAAGUUGCCUAUACUAUGAAUUUCUUUAUAUAUGCCACAUGUGACUUUGGCUUACACUGUACAAUUGGAAAUGUUACAAUUGUACAGGUCCUUGAGAUGCAAUCAGAUUAUUUAAGAGAGCAGCAAACAUUUCCAAUGUGAAAGUGAAAAAGAUUUCUUUUAAAAAUAUAGUCAUCAUUCUUAAAUCACAGUGCAGCUGAGGCCCCCAUUUGGCUUCUCAGUCUAACAACGCCAGGAGGCCUGUUUGAGGGAAAACAUUGCUCUGAGGAAUUCCUUGCUGUCCUUGCCCUCUCUUCAUGGGCACGGGCAUGUGGCCCCUCAGAAAAAUGAUUGCUUCUAGGUCCCUGGGGGACACACCUCUUUCUCAGGAAGAAGUGUUGGUAACAUAAAAAUUCCAAGCUAAGUUUUAAAUGAAAAAAAAUGGGCACAUUUAUUCAAAUAUCCUAGGGAUAGAGGGAUGGGGGCCACACUAACUCACACGCAACCCAGAACUUGUAGAAUUCUGCAAAAUGAAUGCAUAUUGAGUCAGUCCCCUGAUUUAUACAUUCAGAAAGAAUAAAGCUCAGUAAUGUGAGACAAA